Messenger RNA from Cokeromyces recurvatus, 815 nucleotides. RefSeq names its product HotDog domain-containing protein. The transcript has 3 exons. Bases 81 to 710 code for a protein of 209 amino acids. The record is from RefSeq and is a predicted model, not a curated record. NCBI's taxonomy places the organism in Eukaryota, Fungi, Mucoromycota, Mucoromycetes, Mucorales, Mucoraceae.
AAAAAAAAAAAUAGAUAAUAAUAAUCAUAAAACACGAUUGUUUUAUUGCAAUUAAAUUUUUUUUUCUCAACUAAUUGACAAUGACAUUUAAGCCCACUAUUACAGAGGCCCCCUUUGCUGACAAUCUAAGCCGACAUUCAUCUACAUCUCAACGAGUACCAAUAGCUGAAGAAAAGGAUAUAUUAAGUCCCGAAGAAGAAGAAUUAAAAAGACAAGAAAGUGAAUUAAGUCUUGUAAAGGACUUGAGAAACUCAUCAGAUUGGUAUGAAACCAUUUCUCAUGGUCAUCUAAGUCCUUCUGCAAAACAACAUUCUUUGACGGCUCAUUCGCUUCGGGGUCCUCAUAAAAUCUUGCGUCGACCACUUAAAUUCUUCAAUAAGGAUAAAACAAUGUGUAUUGUCAUUUUACAUGUUGGUGAUCACUUAUGUGAUAAGAAAGAAAGAAUCCAUAAUGGUUUAUUGGCUGCUUUACUUGAUGAGCAUUUAGCAUUUGUGACUUUACCUAGUUUACCAAAUUAUACUGGUUUUACAGCUAAUCUAAAUGUGGAUUAUCUUAAUCCUGUUGCUCCUAACCAAUGGCUUAUUGUACGCGGUAUCCUAAAUAGAGUAGAAGGCAGAAAGGCCUAUGCAGAAGCUUGGAUAGAAAAUGUAGAUGGGGAACGAAUGGCAGAAGCCAAGGCCUUAUAUAUCAGUCCUAGAACACAAAAUUAAUUUAUACCUCAAGUCCUUUUAUUUUUUUUAUUUUUUUUGCCCCACAUGUAUAACAACUUUAAAUAAAAUAAAUAAAUAUUUAUAUAAAAAAAAGGAAAAAAAAAA